CAUCCUUUUUUAUAUAAAUAUCUGUCGGAAGAGAUUGAUUUUUGUCUUUCCUCCAAGAGCCAUGAUGUUGAAAGGUUUGACACUUGGCCUCCUUCUGGGUUUCGCUGUUGUUUCAGCGCGGCCGUCAAAGGAUACUGAGCAUGAUGUAGUUGCCAAUCAUAGAAAUACAAGAAGUGUGAAUCCUGAUGGCCUGAAGAUUUCAAAAUGUGUUUGUGAUGAGAGUUUGGAAAAAUUCAAGCAGCUGGUAGACCUUUUGGAUGAAAUCAAAUGUUCUCCUGGAUCUUUGCCAGGAAAUCCAAACCACCCACACCACCCACACCCAACAGGACCUGGAUAUCCAGGACAAUACCAUCCAGGCUACCCAGGAAACUCCAAUCAUCCUCCUGCACCAGGAAUCCCUCAUUCAGGAAAUCAAUGUCCAUACCAACCUCCAUCAGGAGGUCAAGGCCAGACUCCAGGUCCAUACCAGCCAAUCCAUCAACAACCUUAUCAACCAGUAGGAGACUACACAAACCCAAAACAGCCAGGAAGUAAUAUUCCAGGUCAGGGUCCACCUCAGCAGUCAAUCCCUCAGCAACCUUAUCAACCAGUAGGUGACUACACAAGCCCCCAACAGCCAGGAAAUUCCAUUCCAGGUCAGGGUCCACCCCAGCAGUCAAUCCCUCAGCAACCUGAUCAAACUUAUCAACCAGUAGGAGACUACACAAACCCACAACAGCCAGGAAGUAACAUUCCAGGUCAGGGUCCACCCCAGCAGUCAAUCCCUCAGCAACCUUAUCAACCAGGAAGUGGCCCUUCAGGUCAAGCUCCACACCAAACAAUCCCUCAGCAACCUAAUCAAUCAUACAAUCCAGUAAGUAACAUUCCAGGUGCAGUUCCUCCAACCAAUCAACCCCAGGUUUCAGGUCCAACACCUCCAGGAUCAGAAGUCACACAAGAUGAUGACAAGCCAGUAAACUCCCCAACAAACACAAACAUCAAUGAUCAAAGCAUACAUGGUUACAAUUAUAAUCAAGCUUCUAAUGUUAACCAGAUCACCAUUGUGGAGAUGGGAGAUACUAAAAAUGGAAACGAGUCAAAUCAACUACAACCUGGAGCAGGACAGUCAGCUCCACCAUCCUACAUUGAGGGAGAUGACAGUGAUGAUGACUCUAUUACAGAUAACAAUCCAGACACAAUUAUUGGAUUUCCAGAUGAAGACAGCCCAUCUGCUCCACCAAAUGAGAUAGAAUCGGAUACUAGUGCAACACAAAUUGUUUAUGGAGGAAUUGCUAACCAAAAUGUGGAUUCCACACAAGUUAAUAAUAAUGAACAAGGCCCAGUUGUUACAAUUAUGGACGUUGAUGCCAUAUUUGAUUCUCCUCCUACCAACUCUACACCACAAUAUUUAACAUCAACUCCAAGUUCCCCCUCAACACCAACCAACCAGGGAUCUCCUCAAACACCAACUCAGGGAUCUCCUCAACAACCAACUCAGGGAUCUCCUCAACAACCAACUCAGGGAUAUCCUCAACAACCAACUCAAGGAUCUCCUCAACAACCAACUCAGGGAUCUCCUCAACAACCAACUCAGGGAUAUCCUCAACAACCGACUCAGGGAUCUCCUCAACAACCAACUCAGGGAUCUCCUCAACAACCAACUCAGGGAUCUCCUCAACAACCAACUCAGGGAUAUCCUCAACAACCAACUCAAGGAUCUCCUCAACAACCAACUCAGGGAUCUCCUCAACAACCAACUCAGGGAUAUCCUCAACAACCGACUCAGGGAUCUCCUCAACAACCAACUCAGGGAUCUCCUCAACAACCAACUCAGGGAUCUCCUCAACAACCAAGUCAGGGAUAUCCUCAACAACCAACUCAGGGAUAUCCUCAACAACCGACUCAGGGAUAUCCUCAACAACCGACUCAGGGAUCUCCUCAACAACCAACUCAGGGAUAUCCUCAACAACCAACUCAGGGAUCCCCUCAAUCACCAACCCAGCCAGGCAACUCCCAGACAAGUUAUAUUUCUUCUUAUUAUUUACUACCUCAGCAGCCAUCCACCAACAACAUUAUCACUCAGACAGAUAAUAAAUCACAAGCUACUAAUAUACAAUUCAAUCCCACAAUAUUAACUACCAGCUCACAACAAGUUCCAGUGCAGACCAUCAGGGAACAGGGAGAUGUCUAUUCACCGACCACAACUUACCCACAAGAUCUCACAGGAUAUGAUGUACUUUACAAAGACUCUCCUACAUUUCCUAUUCCAGGUAUUCAUGAUGAACCUUCAGGCACUCCAACCCCAUAUAAGCCUCAUCCUGGUGGCCAGGAGACUGACAUUAUUAUUGAAGGCAUUAGAAAACAAUAUUACCCAUGCAUUGAGGAAAUUGAAUUUUCUGGAUGUGGUGAUGUCAUGAAUUACUUCGACAUGAAGCAAAUUUCUGGAACCCCCAACACUCAUGGAGGAUUCAAUUCUUACCAAAGCUGUACAAAGAAUAUCUAUAGUCAAGAUGUCCAGGACUUGCAAAAUGAGCUCCAUGCUCAACAUAUUACUUUGGACAAUAUAGUAGCUACAUUGAAGAAAUGCAAUUGUUUUUGUCUUCAAUAGCCACUCUUUAGUGGGUAACUUCAUAAAUCUAAUAAAUGCACUUAUUGCAAAGUAAUAGCAUCUGACAAUACCUACUUGCCAGGCUAAGAAUUUGUAUAGUGCAUUACUAUCAAAAGGAUAAUUAUGUUCAUUGCAUAUUUUUUACAAUUAUUACAUAAAUAAAAUUUUCAACAGUUCA
Molecule: messenger RNA, 2765 nt
Organism: Nilaparvata lugens (brown planthopper)
Lineage: Eukaryota; Metazoa; Arthropoda; Insecta; Hemiptera; Delphacidae
Product: glutenin, high molecular weight subunit PW212
Exons: 2
Coding region: 62-2587 (841 amino acids)
Source: RefSeq, a predicted model, not a curated record